AUGAUCAGUGACGAGAUGCGCUGGGCAGAGCGGGGUGAAAAGUACGAAGACGACAAUGACACGGAGCCACAAGCCACUGGCUCCAUCCCAAAUCCUCACAACCCCAACCAGCCCUUGUUGCACGGUAGCUCGUCGCUGAAUCCAAACGCGAUCCCAUCCCGUGGACCAAGUUCAAGCAGGCGCGGGACACCCACUCCCAACCGCUCGCGGGCCCCAUCGUAUCUCGCCGCGUCGUAUGACUUGCACGGGGCGUUUGCCGAUACGGGCUUGUACGACCACUACCCCAUCCUCCCUAAUGGAGGGUCGUCGCGACACCCGUCCCGUCGAUCUAGCUACGCCGGAAGUGCCAUGUCGCACGACACGACUGGAACGACUGCCCACAUUGGCAACUACUACCCCACUCCACCAGGCCGUGCAAGGCAUCAGAGCUACCCAUACUCGGUGUCGGAGUCGGGCCCCUCGCGAGCUCCGUCUCCCCUCAACCCCUCGCGAGCACCGUCUCCCCUCUCGCAGCCGCCGCUCGGCGGCCAGGGACCAAACAGCAACCACGCACAGCAGCAUUUACAGGCCGUCAGGCCGAGCGGUCUCCGCCACGCCCGCUCCAUUAAAAGCCUUGGCGAGUCGCGCAUCGACCGCGAGCUGCGUAACCAGACUCGCUCGCCCAGCCCCAUCCCCGACGCGCCGCCACUGCUCUUGCCUCACCCCAACAUGCAAAAGUUCCCGGCUCACCUGGAACGCAGUGCAUCGCACCGGGACAGGUCGUCGAGUGUAUCCAGCGUCGGCUCGGGCAGCCGUAGCGGGCAUGGACACGGCGACGGGGGGCACACGAGCCGUCCCAGUGUCGGCACGAAUGGGCUGCUCUCGCCUCCUCCGACGGCCGGGACGCGCCCCUUGAGCCCAGGUCCACUGGGGUCCCCCAGGCGCUGA
Molecule: messenger RNA, 927 nt
Organism: Apiotrichum porosum
Lineage: Eukaryota; Fungi; Basidiomycota; Tremellomycetes; Trichosporonales; Trichosporonaceae
Exons: 1
Coding region: 1-927 (308 amino acids)
Source: RefSeq, a predicted model, not a curated record